UUUCAUUAGUCGUUCAACUCCGGUUCUAGUAUCCAUUGGCAUACUACACUCUAUGGAUUGUUAAUGAGCCUUUUAUUCUGUCAUACUUAAUCUUAAAGGUACCGUAAUCUUCUACACAGAAAGGAGCUGAAUCACAUUACUCAACUCCAGUUCGACUGCCCCUGCACUUCCUCAUCCCAUAUUCGACGAAAUGGGGCUAGAGGCACUUGACGUGACUCCGCCUACAUCGGACAACGCUGAUACACCCGCCAAAUUCUGGAAGACCCAAGAUCCAUACAUUUUCAAACCAGCGGAGUGGUUCUUCAAAGAAAUUGCGUUUGGAAACCCAGUAACCCCCAAUACAAUUUUGUAUGAAGAAUCGGAUCAGCAAGCUGACGACUUACCGCUUCCGGUCACAAGCCAUGGACGGAUAUUCCGUUUUAAUGACCAGUUGGGCUUUCUGCUCAUACAAUUCAUGCGUCCGCAAGUCUGGCGUAUCAGAUUCCACAGCUCAAAUAAAUCACCGAGGGACUUCACUGACCACAACUCGAGAACAAUCGUCCAGGACACACUUACGAAGACUAUUGGCAUUUUGGACCUAACUGAAGGCCUAUCCUGGCAUGUUGAACUGAUACACCCGAACAAUGAAUACUACGUUUUGCAAUCCGUCCUCGGUUCCGAAUCAGUAGACGACCCGUCUCGCAGGGUGAUUGUCCAACUGUGGAUUGAACGGAACCCAAUCACCAUCACUGCAGUGCGAGCAAUCAGAACGACCGGUCUCGUGAGGCAGCUACCGACAUUUUCAGCAACUGUCGAUGUCGAUCCUGGGACUAUGAAAAAAUUGGAAAUUGAUACACCUCCCGACUCACAGGCUGCCGUUAUCUGGCGGACUAAGAAUAAUCCGCUUCAAUGGCUAGGUAAUGCGACGAUUCUGUCGAUUGAAAAGCCACAGAGUGCGAAAUACACGGGGUUCGGUGAGCAAGGAGGGCGUAGGAUGUUCAAGGACCACGUGUGCAUGAACUAUUUCAAUUUUGACAACAUGCGAUACUUUAACGUCUAUGGGCAGGACCGCAUGAAUGGGCCGUUUUCGGACAGCGAGCCCUUGUAUCAUUCUGAGCCUUACUGGAUUGAAAUGAAUGCGCAUCCAGGUGCUCAGUCCCAGCUAGCCACGUUCGUGGACAACUACUCCGACGUAAAGCUCGACCUUGGCUGCGUGGACUCCACGCAGCUCAGAAUUGCAACAAGGUUCAAUAGCUUUCAAAGCAUAUUCAUCGCUGGUGAUGACGUUGCUCAGGUUAUUCUUUUGUACACAUCACUGAUUGGCAGACCAUAUCUAAAGCCACGCUUCGUCCUAGGGAACCAUCAGGGCUGCUACGGCUACGACACACGCAAGAAAGUGGAAGAUGCAGUCAACCAAUAUAGGAAGUAUCAAAUCCCACUAGACGGAAUGCACAUCGAUGUCGAUAUCCAGCGUCUCUAUCGAACCUUCACCAUCAACACAGACGAUGACCAUUUCCCAAGACCAGAGGAAAUGUUCAGCGAGCUCCGCAAGAAAGGAGUCAAGUGCAGCACGAACAUCACGCCUGUAAUCAGUCUCCACCACGACCCCAAAAAUCCCUACCCCACUCUUGAUGAAGGCCUGAAAAACGGAUACUUUGUCAUGGACCGCCGCGAUAUUGACCCGUCCGCGAGCUCCUUCGACAAACAGGUAUCUCUCAACUUCGGGGGCGGAAACAGAUACUUCAAGAACCCGAACAACUUCGACGAUCUUCCACAGUACGAGGUAAGGGGCAACUACCAGCUCGAGAGCCUUUUCAAUAAAGACCCUGCCGUCCCCUUCCGAGGCGGCGUCGAUUACGGAGGCGGUAGGGGAGCGCCAGGCUAUUACCCCAACUUGAACAAUCAGGAGGUGAGGAAUUGGUGGGGUAGGCAAUACACGUACCUUUUCCAGGCAGGCCUUGAGUUCGUCUGGCAAGACAUGACAUCUCCAUGCAUGGCUGAAGCUUUUGGCGACAUGAAAUCCUGGCCUUUCCGUCUCCUUCUAGACUCCGACGGCUGGAGCGGGGAUCCCCGGGCUGCCGAUCGUAAAAAGGCGAUUGAAAUUUGGUCGCUCUACAGCUACAAUCUCCACAAAGCAACAUUCCACGGUCUACAGGACCUCGAAAGCCGUAAGAGCAAACGUAAUUUCAUCAUCGGGCGUGGCAGCUUUGCAGGUGCUCAGCGCUUUGCGGGGCUCUGGACCGGCGACAACGCUUCGACGUGGGAAUUCUUCGACAUCUCCGUAGCACAGGUACUUGCGCUUGGACUUGCGGGAGUGACAGUUGCUGGAGCUGAUGUCGGCGGGUUUGAACCAGUACAUGAUGGUGAGUUGUGGGCAGACCCUGAGCUCGUGAUUCGAUGGUAUUGCGCGUAUAGCCUGCUGCCGUGGUUCCGGAACCAUUACAGCGGCAAAGAGGGAAAGAAAUUGUUCCAGGAGCCAUAUGCCUUUGCCGAAAUUCAGAACACGCCGAAUUGGAGGUUUGUACCCGAAAAGGACCGCAACAUAUACUACUCUGUACUGCCGAUAUGUCGUUAUGUUGUUCAAUUGCGGUACAGCCUCCUCCAGCUACUCUACGAUGCCAUGUUUGAAAACAUGAUCAACGGUUUGCCGAUUGCGCGAGCCAUGAUCAUUACCGAUCCAUUGGAUUCAUCGCUCUAUCAGGCAAACCAGUGGUACACACGGAGUCAGUAUCUAGUUCGCAAUGAUCUCCUUGUCGCACCAGCUCUCUACAAGGAGUCUCAGCGGAAGACAAGAAAGCUGUACCUACCUGCUCCGGACGACUGGUAUCCCAUAAACCUGCGCCCAGGAACAAAACUGUAUCUGGAUGGUAUCUUUGCGCAGCCCUUAGCUCCAAAGGUCAAUGGUGGUACAUAUGUCAAUUUCGACUGCCACAUCUCACCAGAUGAGAAGCAGCUACCGUACGCUACACCGAUGUACAUCCGCGAGGGGGCCAUCAUACCGCAAAUGGCAGUGCAAGACUGGGUGCCCGAUCGUACGCGGGACGACAAGGAUGCUCCACCGAAUCCGCUUACGAUUAAUGUUUACCCGGGCAAGGACAACAGCUACGACAUGUACCUUGACGACGGGGUAUCUCGUGAGAGUGCCCCUGACAACAUAUACCUUUCUGCGCUGCCGAACAACGCCAAGGAGCAGGUGGUGACGAAACGGGCCAAUGCAUAUGGAGAUCGCGAGGCAAAAAGCAUAUUCCGAAAUGUAAGAAUUGAGCAAACGAUCAUAAGAGUGUUUGCUAGCGACCAGAUGAGAGACAUACGGCGGAUUAGAGCGUCAACGCCUUUCUCACAAUAUGGAGAUGACCUGGUGCAAAAAAGCGUCGGCAGUGAGUACCGUAUUGUGAUAUGGCAUGCCUCGAGGUGGCCUGCAGUGGAGAUGGACCUAGAUUCGGUCAAUGUGAGGAUCGAAGGUAAUGUCCAGGUCAACUGUGAAACAGACAAGGCGCUGCGAGCAACGGUAGCGUGGGUCCCUGUAUCUGCUACUACGGACGUUAUGUUUUAUGUUAGUCAUGCGGCCUAAGGCAGGACCAGCAACAAUCUCUUCUCUUCUUAAAAAAUUGUAGGCACAGUUAGAUCAGACUUAGUGGAGUGGAUAGCUUACCCAACUGUACAGCUUACCCAUGUGCAUAGAUUACUGAUAUGCAUAUUUCACUUAUACUAACUAACUCAUAGAAUACCUUGACUAAUCCUUUAGAGUAGUAAGUGGUUCGUAAGCCAUCAACUAGGUACAGGCCUCUAUCAACAAACUGAGUAGUAACUUUAAUAGCCUUCCGACUAAGCGCCGCAAUCCUAGCAGGGAAACAAGUGUAGGCAAAGUUCCAUACUAGUAACUAUAGCUUUACCAUAACUAGUUAAACACAUUUGAGCGUUGUUAGUCAUAGCUUGGUGGUCACACUAGUUACAUAUGAGAGUGAAUUUCAAUCCAUAUCA
Messenger RNA from Exserohilum turcica Et28A, 3960 nucleotides. RefSeq names its product glycoside hydrolase family 31 protein. NCBI's taxonomy places the organism in Eukaryota, Fungi, Ascomycota, Dothideomycetes, Pleosporales, Pleosporaceae. Gene Ontology annotation, biological process: carbohydrate metabolic process; N-glycan processing. Gene Ontology annotation, molecular function: alpha-glucosidase activity. The transcript has 3 exons. Gene Ontology annotation, cellular component: glucosidase II complex. The record is from RefSeq and is a predicted model, not a curated record. The coding region runs from base 191 to 3550 and encodes 1119 amino acids.